CACACUUAGCACGUUACUAAAAUAUUACUCCGCGAACCUAAAAUCAGUGUGUAAAUCAAGUACCUUCUAGUUCAGGCCUCUCCAUGGGGCACCUGGAACUGUGUUAAUUAUUUGAGCCUAACAUUCACUACACCAUACUCGUAACAAAUUACGAAAACAAAAAUGUCGUCGUUUGGGUCGUUUGUGGUUUCUCUAAUUUUACUUCUCAUUACUUUGCUGGUGACAAGUACGAAUAGCUUCAAUUUAUCAACAGUAGAUAAGGAUGAACUCUGGCAUUUGCUACUAAAUCGCCAAAUCAGUAACAACAUUUCGGAUGCAUUCCAUUCAUCGCCACCGUUGUACAAUGAUAACGGAGAUGAUUUGACGAAUGCGGUCGUUGUGUCUGAUAAAGUGAAUGAAUUUCCGUACGAUGUUGUUGAUGGCAAUUUAAGUGAUGAUGGGGUCAAGGUUGAGUACGAUGACGAAAAUAAAACGGUCGAUAAGAGUUUACAAUCUCAAAUUAUGGACAUAUUUAACGUGAGUGUUGUUGAUUCCAACAAAACCGAAACAGCUGACGAUAUAAUUCGGGAAAAUGUUGGUAGUGAUACAGUGGUGGUUAACGAUGGCGUCAUUCUGUCUGAUAGACCAUAUGUGAAUGAAAAUUUGAAAUUGAAACGGGAUGAAGAGUCGUUGACAACGACACCAUCCAUCAUUGCCAUUGAUGUUUUCAAACCGAGCGAAACUGAAGGAAAUAGUGACGAUGAGGCGGUAUUGACUAGGUCGAAAGUGUCUGUGAAACCGAGACCGGGUCAGACCAGUUUAGUGAUUGUUUUCGACGGUACGGGAUCGAUGGAAAAUUGUUUGAUUCAGCUGAGAGCCGGAGCCAAGCAGAUUAUUGAUAAGUUUGCCGAGCGCAACGACAACCCCAUUUACAAUUACAUCUUUGUCCCGUUUCGGGAUCCACAUGUUGGUCCUGAGUUGGUGACAACCAAUCAAACCGAAUUGUUGGAUGUUCUCGAUAAUCUCAAAUUAUAUGGCGGUGGUGAUUGUCCGGAGUCGACGUUGAAGGGCAUAUUCACUGCACUCAAAUACGCUCUGCCUAAAUCAUACGUCUACGUUUUUACCGAUGCAAUAGCCAAAGAUUUUGCAUUGGAUUUAGAUGUACUGUCGUUGAUUCAACGCAGACAAGCAACGUUGACAUUCCUUCUGACUGGUUUUUGUAAAUCGAAAGACUCUCCUGGCUAUGAGGUUUUCGAACGUCUAGCAGCCAGCAGCAAUGGACAAGUUUACAACUUGAAAACACAGGAAAUUAAAGAUGUUCUGGAAGACAUAAAAAACUCAUUAGAUCAGCGACGAGUAUCACUCAAAUACUUGGACUCAAAUGCAGCGGACGAACAUUCCAUCGACGUUUCUAUCGACGAAAAUUUGAAAGAGUUUAGUGUCAGCGUCGCUGGACUAAAUCCCAAUAUUUCAGUCAUCGAUCCGAAAAAGGAAUUGUACGAAAAGGGAAAAAAAGUCUUGGACUUGGAGAAUUUGAAGGUAGUGAACGUGGAAAAUCCAAUUCCUGGCGAAUGGAAUGUGAUUGCUACAUCCGAUUCCGCUCAUUCUGUGCGCCUCACGGCUAUUAGCGACAUAGUGUUCAAUUUUGGGUUUACACUGAAGCCGCCACAAACGAUAUCCGAGACAUUUUUUAAUCCGUUAAAAGAUGAGCUGAAUGUACUGUCAAUAUCCCCGUCAAACAAUACGCUCAUUCAUAAUCUAACAUCCGUUCAAAUUUCCCUGUUUUACGACAAAAACAACAUACCACCGCGGCCCAUCAUCUUCAGUUUGGAAUUGGAAAAGACUCAGGGUGAAGAUGGCGCUGAUGAUCUGUACAUCACGAAACCGUUUCAGCCACCACGACAGCCAUUCAAAAUCGAUAUCAAAGGCUUCGAUUUGUACGGAAAUCCUCUGCAACGUCUCUUAUCAACUGUACUACAGUCGAGUGAAGAAAGUCCUCCUGAAGUUUUCAUUGAAAAUGACUCAAUAGAAGUGGAUGAAAUGGCAACUAUUACUAUAAAUUGCCAGGUGAAAUCGCUCAUACCAAUGUUAGUCCAGUUGAAAUGGCAUGACCGAGUGUUAGAGGAAGUCAAAGUCGAUCAGACCACUUCGCUCAAACUGAAUCUGGAAGAGGUAACCGGCAAAGAUUCUGGACGAUAUGUGUGCUCAGCAGUUAACCGAAGGGGUUAUUCAGAAGGCUCGAUUGAUGUGACGGUCAGACCUCGCCGCAUAAACGUAACAAUCCCCAUACCCAACUAUACCAUCGUUGAAAAUGAAACUGACAUCGCCAUAUACUGUGAGGCAUCGCAAAAAGAUGCAGAAAUAACCUGGUCGUUUAGUAACGGAAAUUUAAAUGAUUUGGAUGUUGAGGUAAUCAGUUCCCAUUUAUUGUUGAAAAAAGUAACACGAAACUACACGGGCAUCUAUACGUGUGCGGGACGGUCAAUAUAUGGAGAUUCGGCCAGCGAUGCCACAAAUGUUACUGUUCUCUAUGCAACUGAAAUUAUCGGUGAUUCAUUUCAAUUUGAAGCAAUUCAAUACAACGAGCAAUUAAACCUACAUUGCCCCGUGAAUGGUGUACCCAAACCAGUGAAAUUAUGGUACAAAAAACGGUACAACGAAACAAUUGAAUUACCAUUCACAGAAAAUGUGAAAAUAAAGAAUUUUCAAUCCCAUGACGAAGGAAUUUACGUUUGCGAAGCAAAAAAUCAAAUCGGUGUAUCGCAAGAGAUAAAAUAUCAUGUAACGGGACGUGCUGAUGUUGCACCAAGCAUUUUGAAAUCGAACCCAUCAACUGUCCGGGUAAGACUUGGUGACGACGUGAAAGUUCACUGUCAAUGCGGUUUGUGCAUGCCACUUACUGAAUUCAAUUGGUUUUUCAACGAGCAACAAAACAGCCACAACAUUUUCAUCGGCCAACACUUGGCUAUGGGUGAAAUUGGCAAUAAUUCAGCCAGAUUAGACUUAGAAAUUUUAAAUGUGACCGAACGGAAUUCUGGUGAAUAUAUAUGCCGAUUUAAAAAUGAUUAUGGUUACGAUGAAAUUGUGGUCAGAGUUGAGGUGUUGUCUCCACCGCAAAUUGAAAAUCUGUCGAUAGAAAACCCAUUUCACGUGAAAGAUAAAGAUGUCAUUGUUGCCGGAAGUUCGUCUCACAUAAAAUGUGCAGUUAAGGGCAAACCAUUGCCAACAAUUCGGUGGUGGAAAGAUGGCAUACCAAUAGUUUACGAUGGAAGAAUCUUCGCCAACGAUAAUGGUACGUUGACCGUGACGGAAACUCGUGUCAGCGAUGCAGGAGUCUAUCAAUGCCAAGCCGCAAAUCCGGCGGGAAUUAUCGCACAAAAUUUCACACUACUGGUGGUCGCACCACCAAAAUUCACUACCAACUCUGAUCCGAAGAAAACAGUUAUCAAAGGUAGCAAUGUAACACUUCCUUGUCAGGUAGAUGCACUACCACCAGCCAGUAUUUCGUGGAUGAAGAAUGGGAGGGAGUUGAUUGGAGACAGAUAUUCAAUCGAAGACGGUGGACUGAGUUUUCGAACGUUGUCUAUGGAUUCGGGCAUUUACCAAUGCAUAGCCAUGAAUGAAAUAGGGAGCGCCACACAAGAGUUGGUUUUAGUAAUAUACGUUCCGCCAAAAAUUGUUCCUGAAGAUGAUGAGAUAAUCGAAGUGCAGUCGAAAGGUAACGCGAUUAUAAAAUGCGAUGCAACUGGAUUUCCUUCGCCAACCAUUUCGUGGAGUUUUCAAGGCCGUUCACGUGACCAUUACGAUUCCAUUGACUAUUUAGACGAGGGUCGGAUUAGACUUCGAAAUCUUACGCAAGCUUCAGAAGGAGGAUUUGUGUGCAAUGCAUUUAAUGACGCUGGAAGAGCACAGAAGGUUUUCUAUAUUGUUGUUAAUGAUCCACCAAUAAUUACAUCCAAUUUUCCCACUAAUUUGACUGUUCUUCCCGGAGAAAAAGUAAACAUAAAAUGCGAAGCAAUUGGGAAUCCCACACCCCUUGUCUAUUGGGAACUUCAAGAGGAUGGAUCUGCUAACGAGGAUUUCCACUAUCAACGAAAUAAUGUACUCUACGUCGAUGCGUCCCAGCCAUCAUCAAGGCACUCAUUAUUAACGUACAUUUGCUUUGCUAGAAAUUCGAUUGGAAGUGACCGAAAACAGAUUACGUUGAACCUCAUCGAUGUUCCGCAAAUGAUAAACGACAGCCCGUUACAUGAAAUCCAAGCGACAAAGGAUGUCCUAAUGUACGGUGACAUCGAGUUAAAAUGUCCGUACAAAAAUUAUGACAAAUUGAACUGGUUUAAGAACAAUAAACCCAUCGGCCAUAUAUCGCAUCAACAACGGGAGGACCGAUUGCAGCUUUCAAUGGUAAUGCCCGAAACAUCCGGUAAUUAUAUGUGCAUUGUGCAAAACGAAGCCGGUUCAGCGAACUACACAUAUAAAAUAAAUGUUUUAACACGGCCGCAUAUACUGGAUAUUGAUGAGCGCUUAACAAAUGAAAUUCCAAAGAAUGUGUCGAUGAAUAAUGCCUACGAAAUAAUGGUUGCAAGAGGUGAACCUGUCGAUAUCAAUUGUUUGGCGGAUGGCAAUCCACAACCCGAUAUCACAUGGAAACGUAACAAUGAUUGGAUAGCCAACAGCACGAUGCUGUCAAUUAAAUUUGCAUCUUUAUCGGAUAGUGGAUUGUACGUAUGCGAGGCAACUAACAUUGUUGGAACAGACAGCCUAGGAUACAACGUAGAAGUGUAUUCCGAACCAAUCUACGAAAAGGGAGAUUACGAGCAAUACCUCGACGUGAGCAUAAACGAAAAAUUUCGAUUAGAUUGUGAGAUGGUCGGCAGACCACAGCCGGUUAUAUCAUGGACGAAAAAUGGAAUGCCCAUGCGAGGAGUGCAUAAUCCAAUUUUGGAAAUUUUCCCGGUGGACCAAUCUGCAAAGGGAUUGUACAAGUGUGAAGGAAGAAAUCGAUUCGGGGUGGAAGAAGUCACAUUCGAUGUGACCAUUUUCGGCAAACCUAUAAUCACUUACACAUCGCCGAACGCAACCAUCUACUCCACUGACAAACUUAAAUUAACCUGCCAAGCAUUCGGUAUACCGAAACCCAUUCUCACUUGGCAUUAUAAUGGUCAACUGCUAUUAACAACUGCUCGUAUUCAUUACGAUAACGCAAUUAAUUCCACAACCACUUCCAACAACAACAAAAUCUACAUCAAUCAAUACAGCAAUGGCAUCAAUACCAAUUCAUUUCCACUACACAAUCGGACCGUUGACUUUGCUAAUAUUAGCGAAAUGAAACGAUACUAUGGUGUUGUUACCCACCACGUCUCUUCAGCAUCGUCAUCGCCCAGCACCAUCAACACCGAUGAAAUAACAUUUGAUUUGAUGCUACCGUCAACAGCAAAAAAGCGUUCGGGCAAAUUUUCUUGUUCUGCUGCUAAUGCAAUCGGACGAGAUGAAAAGCAUUCAUUUGUUAAAGUGUUGGUUUACCCAACAUUUAAAAAUGCACCGACCAUCAAUCGACACAUUGAUGUAUUACAGGGAAUGCCAAUUUUUUUGCCAUGUUCAGCAUCGGGUCAUCCACGGCCGGACAUUUAUUGGUUCAAAGAUUUAAUUGAAUUGCGUAUGGAUGACAAUGUUAAAUUGAUUGAAGACGGCCAGAUGUUGACGAUAUUGGCGAGCAGUGUCGAAAAUGCCGGCCAAUAUUCUUGUCUGGCUAAGAAUGUUGCUGGCGAGGCUAGGCUUUCGUUUGAUGUUCAAAUUUUGGUACCACCAUCUAUGAGUUCAACAAACAGUGCAGAAGUGGAUCCAUUCAGUGACGACACAGCUAAUCAUAUACAGGCUAACGAAGGAGACAUGGUACAAUUGAACUGUCCGGUGACAGGGUAUCCAAUUCCUCAAAUAACUUGGAUCAAACUAAAAUAUGCCGGGCAUUAUGUGGACGAGAUACAACCGAACAACAGCACCAAACUGAUUAUAUCAAACAUAACCGAUUUUUCCACGUACACGUGUUUUGCGAACAGUUCAUUCGGUGAAAUGAAAUUAGUUUUUCAUAUAACCGUUCAUAAGCCACCCCGUCUGCACAAUGCUGAUGAUAAAUCGGUUAACAUAAAAAUGUACCAUGGAUUUACGUUACGUUGCCGGGUGGACGCUGUACCAGAAGCGACCAUUUCAUGGUUCAAGGACGGCCAACUAAUCGAACCCUACGGUGACAACCAAUUCCUAUCGUCUGAUGGCCAAUUCCUUCGAAUCAUAAGUGCACAAAGGUCGCAUUCCGGCUUCUAUCUUUGUUAUGCGAAAAAUAAACAGGGGGCAGUUCAAAAAGCGUUUACUGUUGAUGUGCAAGAAUCGUUUCAUUGGUCGCCGUGGGGAUUUUGGAGUGAAUGCAACACACUGUGUGGUCCUGGCAUUCGAAUCCGAUCACGUGAUUGCUUGCAAUCGAAUGGAGAGCCUGCUAACUCAAAUAACAAUUGCGUUGGUGAAGCGACGGAAAUACAACCGUGUGAAUUAUUCCCUUGCGCGAUUGAUGGCGAUUGGAGCCCUUGGAGUGCAUGGUCACCGUGUUCACAUUCGUGCGUGGAAGAACACUCAAAUUUUGAAUCGAUUCGCCAAAGAUACCGACGAUGCGAUUCACCAGUGCCACAACUGGGCGGUAGACCGUGUCUGGGCAGUGAAAUUGAGCAACAGAUUUGCAGCGUUCCAUUUUGUCCGAUUAAUGGUGGAUGGUCCAGAUGGUACUCUUGGAGUGCGUGUUCGGCAACUUGCGGAACGGGAACGAAAAUUCGGACGAGAAAUUGUGACAAUCCAUCGGCGAGCCACGGCGGAGAAUAUUGUGAAGGGAAUAAUAGUGAAAGUGCUGUUUGUUCCGUUCAAUCUUGUGCAGUUGAUGGUGGCUGGUCAGACUGGUCUCCUUGGACGAUGUGCAGUAAAACUUGCGGCAUGGGACAGAAAUAUCGAAGACGAGAAUGCAACUCACCGAAACCGAUAAACGGUGGAGCUGUUUGUGAAGGAAGCAAUUUCGAAAUGAAAAACUGUAAAAUUCACAGCUGUAGAAAUGCGGAUCUAGUUAAGAGCGCUCGUGUUUCCAACUAUGCUCCGUUUAUAACGAUUCCAUCAUCCGAUAGAAACGAUAAAUCUGACGACUACUACUAUGAUGAUGAUGACGAUUCUAACAUUGAGUAUUUGGAAAGUCGUCCAGCCGAGCAUGUUCCGCCACCGUCAUAUUCAUUGGAAAAUCAAAGUCCACAAAAAGUGAUCGUUCGAGUUGAAAAUUACAUUCCAUUAAGCGAGGACACGGCUCAGGUAGUUAGCAUCAGUCUUGGGCGGAAUAUGAAACCAGUCACACUGAGUCAUCCUGUUUCAUGCGACAUUGGAUAUCAGCCCCAUUUUGGUCAUUGUCAAGACAUCGACGAAUGCACUGCCCCACAUCUCCAUAAAUGCUCGCACACAUGUGCCAACACCGCCGGCAGUUAUCGUUGCCAGUGUCCCACCGAUAUGGAAUUAGCUGACGAUAUGAAAACAUGCACAAAAAUCCAUAGCAUUUACAACACGCCGCAACAUGACAAUCCGUCACCGACGACCAGCUCAUUCACAAUGGUAAAAUACGCCCAGAUGGUGUGUGCUGAUGGAUUCAUAUUGGAAAAUGAGACUUGUUUAGAUAUUGACGAAUGCUACGAGAUGGCCGACGACUGUAGUGUGGACCAAAAAUGUUUGAACACCAAAGGAUCGUACCUGUGCAUACCGACUCCGUGUCCGGACGACUAUAAUCGUGACAAUUUCAGUGGUCAAUGCAUUCAAAUUUGUAGCCAGGAACUGAAUGGCAUUUGCACGGAAAACGCACAAAUUGCCCAGACGAUCAGUUACACAAUUCUGUCGCUGAAAUCGAUAAACUUCGAUGUACCGAUACUGAAAUUGGUGAACUAUGACGUCAAUCGUAAACCGUUGGAAAAGACGAAUUUCUCUUUCGUCGACCAGUCGGCGUUCGAUACAUUUUGGUUGGAAACAAUUCCGAAUCGAAUGGGCAUCGUGUAUUUGUAUGCGAAGCAAACCAUUGAAAGGGCCAAGGUCUAUCAAAUCAAGGUGUUGGGCUUAUCGUACAAUGGUACUAGUACGGAAGAAGAGUCGAAUUUACUGUACCGAACCAAUUUUGUAAUUUACGUUUAUUGGAAUUUCUGAAUUUGCUAAUAAAUUUUCUAGGA
This is a messenger RNA of Bradysia coprophila, 8210 nucleotides long. Its product is annotated as hemicentin-1-like. Gene Ontology annotation, cellular component: axon; plasma membrane. Gene Ontology annotation, biological process: homophilic cell-cell adhesion; axon guidance; dendrite self-avoidance. The record is from RefSeq and is a predicted model, not a curated record. Gene Ontology annotation, molecular function: cell-cell adhesion mediator activity; calcium ion binding. Lineage: Eukaryota; Metazoa; Arthropoda; Insecta; Diptera; Sciaridae.